Oncorhynchus gorbuscha (pink salmon) is the source of this 2902-nucleotide messenger RNA. Its product is annotated as BCL2/adenovirus E1B 19 kDa protein-interacting protein 3-like. The transcript is spliced from 6 exons. Gene Ontology annotation, cellular component: mitochondrial envelope; mitochondrial outer membrane; nucleus. Bases 65 to 796 code for a protein of 243 amino acids. Lineage: Eukaryota; Metazoa; Chordata; Actinopteri; Salmoniformes; Salmonidae. Gene Ontology annotation, biological process: positive regulation of apoptotic process; mitochondrial outer membrane permeabilization; defense response to virus. The record is from RefSeq and is a predicted model, not a curated record.
GACGUCUCUUCUCAGGUGAGCCAAUCAUAUAUGAUACGCCUGCGCGCGCGGUCGCUUGCGUGUCAUGUUGACAAACGCUAAAGACGGAGCUGGCAACAUGUCCGCCACUGCUGCUGCUCAGCAAAACAAUAACGAGGAGCCUAGCCUAAACGGGUCAUGGGUGGAGCUGGAGAUGAAUGGAAACAACAGGAAACAGGCCCUGCUGCCAAACUCCACCACACCCUCUCCUGCCCCGGGGAACGGGAAUGAGGGGGAGAGUCAGGCCCCUCAGGCCCUGGAGGUGGUGUCAGAGGAGGUGGAGGAGAGUCUGACAGCGGCGCUGGAGCAUGUGCCCUCAUCCUCCUCUAUCCACAAUGGAGACAUGGAGAAGAUCCUGCUGGACGCCCAGCACGAGUCCAGCCAGAGCAGCUCCUCCUGCGACAGUCCUCACAGACCUCCCAGUCCAGAUCAGGAUGACGGCCAAAUCACCUUUGAUGUGGAGAUGUCCAGUCGGAGAGGGAGCCAGUUAGAGGAGGAAGGUCCAGAGAAAAACGAAGAGGAUAUCAUGAUGAACAAAGUUGCAGAUUGGUCCAGUCGGCCUGAAAACGUUCCACCCAAGGAGUUCCACUUCCGUCACCCCAGACGCUCAGUAUCCCUAAGCAUGAGAAAUAGUGCAGCCAUGAAGAAAGGGGGUAUCUUCUCUGCUGACUUCCUCAAAGUCUUCAUCCCUUCCUUACUGCUGUCUCACAUUCUUGCCCUUGGCAUUGGGGUUUACAUUGGGAAGAGACUCCCCACGCCUUCCACCAGCUCUUUCUAAACCCAAAGUGAAGCAGUACCUGGAAGUCGCAUCAAAAUUAUCCUGUUGACUAGUUGUUACAAUGUCUUCAUGUGCUUAAAUGUCCUCUUUUCCUCUGCAUCCAUUGUAUGUCUAGCUAUCUCCUUUCAACUGUUUUUUCCCCCUUUUUAGUUAUUUGUACCACUAUCUGACAAUGACUUACCCAAGUGUUUUGAUGUAGCGUGCUUUUGGAGGGUUCAUAAUUCUGAAAUGACUGGGAACCUUUUACCUUUUGACACAGAUUGGCUUUGAACGGUAAUGACCACUAGCAGCACAUAAUAGUUCACAGCACCUACCUGAAUCUGAGUGUUGUACUUCUGGACAAAAUUAUUCCUCAAAAGCUGUUUAUACUGUACUGCACAAACACUGUGACUGGUAUUGGAUGGCACAGGGCCUGGAGGUUUGGGAAUUUCUCUUAGAUUUCUACACAGAUUACUUGGCUUAGACCUAGAGAUUGUGCUUUGAGAAAUCAAGAAUUCCUCUACUGCUCCCUACUCCAAGUCAGUAAAUUUCAUGGUGACUUUUACCUGAACCAAAAUAAGCUACAUAUCUGCAGUACGUCUUUCAAUUGGCAUUGAGAAUUGCAGUAACUGUGAAUCAAGUGGUAUUGUUGUUCGGAUUUGUUAUUUUAUUACAUGGUUUGGAAUAAUAUUCAGCCCAGACUUAUCAAUUCAGGAGAAGUGUGCUUGUAAUUCCAGCCUAUUCUAGUUAUACCUAAUUUGUGUCAUUUAGUAGCCCCAAAUAAUUAUCUGAAGGUGGUCUCUUGGUGAAAGGGUGUGAAUAGUGAAUCUAGUAGCUACUGCAGAUUUCCAUUGAUUAACAGGAAAACAUCCCAGUAGAUAGAUGCAGAAAGAAUAGUACAUCUAAAUGCAGUACAGGGUAAAGUACGGGGUAAGGGAAAGUUUGAAUGAAGACUUUAUGUACAGUAGUUGAUACCAAUAUAUACAACCUGCCUGUUGUUCAACAACUCGUGUGUCAAUGCCACACAUGCUUUUGUUUUUCAUAUCUAAUUUAUUUUCUCCAAGCUGAUUCUAUAAACCUUUUGAAUGUAAGUUUUCCUGUGUGGUAACACGCCCUCAGUGUAUAGGUCCAGCCACCAUACAGAGUAGGGUGUAUUGGUGGAAUGAUGUUAUAACUGGCCACAAAUAAUUCAGUUUUGUUUCCUUUUGGUACACAAAAUGACUACUGCAUAGUGCCAAAUAUAGAUUUAUUUUAAUCUCAGCACUUUCAUUACAAAGGUAACAUGCACAGUGAUUUGUCAACUAUUGGAUAAGUUUAACUAACACAAACAGUUUCAUGCACUCAUAUCUCCAGUCCUGAUAAGUCACCUACCUGGUUUUGACAUGUCCUCCGGUGAACAUUUUGUGUAUGCAUGAAAUAUGUUUCCAUUCCCCAUAGGCAUACAUUUCCAUAAAGCAGACCAUAUGUAAGUAAUGAUUUUUGGAUAAAUCUUUAACAAUGAUCUAUUUGGUACUGAAAUAAUUUUAUGUAAUCUGAUAAAAGGACCCUUUUUCUUUUUUUUGCAAUAGUAAAAGCUUCUUUCUUUUCAUACACUAAGUAAUUAUUCUCACAUAGCGUGCGAUAGGAACUCCUGAGAAAGUAUCUUUACAAAACCAGCACUCCACCCCUGCUUGGUUAUUUAGUUUUUUUUUACUUUGGGGGGGGGGGUGUGAGUGGACAAUGGGGAUAGAUGUGAUGAUUGUAGGAGGGUUAUUUUUUUUGAGUGGGAUUGUUUUGUGCCUCUGUUCUUGGUUUGUGCCAACUCAAAGUAACUCCCAUUGCAUGCAUGCCUUUAGCUUGUAAUUGACAUUGAUUAACUUAUUAUCAUUCAUGAGAUGCCAAAGGCUGUCAUAGCUUUCAUUUAAUAUUGUCAAGUCCAUCCUGUAUCUAACACAGAAGUAUGUGCAUUAUCAUUGGUUUCAUUUUUUUUCUUUGAUAAUACAAAAUACAAACUGAAAGAUGCUUGGUCCUUUCCCUUGAACAUGUUUUGUUUGUGAUAUUGAUUCUUGUAGCAAGACCCUUCAGCCUUGUUUGAUAGUUUUUCCAAUUUGACAAAAAUCUGACAUUAAAAUGAGAAAUUAACCGCAA